This is a messenger RNA of Acanthosepion pharaonis, 609 nucleotides long. NCBI's taxonomy places the organism in Eukaryota, Metazoa, Mollusca, Cephalopoda, Sepiida, Sepiidae. The record is from the annotation of a GenBank genome assembly.
AUGACCAUAUGCAACUGUUUAUUGGUUUCUCUGUCGGCAUAUCGAUCCCAGUCUGUAAUAAUUUGGUUGAAAUCUCUUAUUUACAUAUCUAUCAUUCUCUGUAUCUAUCUAUCUAUCUAUCUAUCUAUUUUCGCCUAUAUGUUCGUCAUAAUCUAUUCAUUUGUUCGUAUAUUCCCACCGAGGGCCUGUUUGGUGUCUGAAAUACUUUCGUAUAGCUCCUCUGUACAUUUUUCACACAAACAUUAUAGCCUAUUAAUGCCUCUAUAUAACUCUCUGUUCAUAUCUAUCUAUCUAUCUAUCUAUCUAUCCCAAUCUCUCUAUCUAUUCCAAUCUGUUCACAUCUAUCUAUCUAUUUCAGCCUGUCCCAAUCUUUCUUUCUCACACUAUAUAUAUAUCUCCCUAUCUAUUUCAGCCUGUUCCUAUCUAUCUAUCUAUGAUUACAGAGGUAUUAAUUAUGAUAGCCACCGCAAUAACAAAAGCGAAGUGACGCUCUUUGAUGGCAGAACGCUUUCCCCUUCCCUUUUCAUCAUUUCACGUUGCCAAGGUAACAAUCAAAAGAUGCCCAUCGAUUCGAUUCAGUAUUCUUCAUUCUCUGGAAGCAAUCUUUAG